Sinocyclocheilus rhinocerous is the source of this 708-nucleotide messenger RNA. Its product is annotated as group XIIA secretory phospholipase A2-like. Gene Ontology annotation, molecular function: A2-type glycerophospholipase activity; calcium ion binding. The record is from RefSeq and is a predicted model, not a curated record. The coding region runs from base 220 to 708 and encodes 162 amino acids. Gene Ontology annotation, cellular component: extracellular region. NCBI's taxonomy places the organism in Eukaryota, Metazoa, Chordata, Actinopteri, Cypriniformes, Cyprinidae. Gene Ontology annotation, biological process: lipid catabolic process; arachidonate secretion; phospholipid metabolic process. The transcript is spliced from 3 exons.
AACUUCGCUCAUUUGUCAACAAGAAGCCGGUGCUUUCGCCGACGUGGACUUGAUUUAAUAGUACUUAUUUAUUAUGAACUAUUUCUAUUAGUAAUAACAACCUUAUUAUAACAGAUCUAUUUAAUCAUGUGGGUUCUCUUUUUGGAAACGUAAAUAAAAGAAAUACUUUACCGAUAGACUCUUAAGAGUUAGCCUGUCAAAAGUGGGAUUUGUUGAACUAUGCCCUGUCGUGUCAUCUGCGUUACACUGCUGCUCUCUGUUGGGAUACUGAUUCAUGGGACUAAAGCCGAUGAGUUUACUGAAGAAAUUAAGCCUCCAGACUGGAGAAAGACUCUAAAAUCCAUCCGGAACGGGCUUCAAAAAAUAGACAAAUACCUUAACAUGGCUUUAGACCUGGUCGGAGGUUCAGACGGACGCUGUAUCUUUAAGUGCAAUGACGGAUACACACCAGUUCCUCGUCCCAGCUACAAAUCGCCUCCACCCAACGGAUGCGGCUCCCCACUGUUUGGAUUUCAGUUUGAUAUUGGGCUCCCAUCAAUGACCAGAUGCUGUAAUGAGCACGAUCUGUGCUAUGAUACCUGUGGAAGAGAGAAAAAUGACUGUGAUAAGCAGUUCCAGGUCUGUCUGGAGACCAUUUGUAGUUAUUUACAAAUGACACUGGGUUUGUCCCAAAGUGUUCAAGGUAAGUUAAAACAAAUUAAAGGUUGA